Molecule: messenger RNA, 2897 nt
Organism: Bactrocera oleae (olive fruit fly)
Lineage: Eukaryota; Metazoa; Arthropoda; Insecta; Diptera; Tephritidae
Source: RefSeq, a predicted model, not a curated record
UUUUUGUUUUUUUUUUUUGUAUUGUUAUGGCUAAAGCGAGUUAUAUUUUUAAGAAAGAUACAUCAAUACAUAUGUACAUGAAGGAAAGACUUAUUCCGCUUUUGCAAAUAGAAUUAACGUUGUUGCAUUACUUCAAGCUUGGUCGAAUAAACUUCUUAGACUUAGAUUUAUUAGAAUCGUAUGUGUGUAUGAAUGAGUAACAGUGAACCCGCUAAAAAAUUUUAAGCAUAUAUUUAUGAGAUACCAUUAAAUUUGUAUUAUUUAAGAAAUAUUUCCUCGUGUUCCUUUGGUACAACGGCUACCAGUGCUGAGAAUUAUUAUAAAAAAUAAGCUCUUAAAAGGUGUCAAUUUAUUUGCACUGAACAAUUUCUCUAAAUUCAAUUGCAUAUGUACAUAAUUUUGUUUUACAUAUAUAUUUCACUAAUUAUUCACUUCGUGUAGCUAUAUUUUACUACAUAUGUAUGUACCUGUGUGUAUGAUUGGGCGACACUUUUAAGUGCACACUUUAAAGUUACCUAUCAAAUAACGGGCGAAAAAAUAGUGAGUCGGUAAUUUCAAAUGGCAAGCAAAAAUUCAUAUCUACUCAGAUAACUUUUACGAUUGAGUUAAUGAUUAAAUCUGUACAAUUUGAAUUCAGUAAACACACUUUUACCUUUUCACCAGCAGUCGUUGUUAAUAAAGCGGUCGCGAAACAACGUUUAUAAUAAACGGCGGUUAAUUAAUUUAGUACAUAUGAACCUGUUAUUGAAUAUAAUAGGAAAUCACAGAGUUGAUGUUUAAUGAUUCAAAUGUGUUGAACAUACUCAAAGUUAAAUUUGAACGAGAAGUUGUGAAAAGAAAAACAGUUUUGGUUGUUAAUUAAUAAUUACGUUGGUGUGCAAACUUAAGCAAUAGUUAAAGUAGACGAAAUAUCUUAACAAAUUUUUAUGUACAAAAUAUACCUACAUACAUAUACGAAGUAUAUCAAAACUACAUAAAGUAGAUAAGUAUAAUCAAACGCCCACUUGAGGUUUUGAGCAAAUUACUAACCUCAAAAUAACGCUGAUAUACCAACAUUUUACAUUUUGGACAAAAGUGAAUCAUAUUGAAACAAACGAAAACUGUGUGAUUUAACAUUAAGAUAAAAGCCCUUCCAAAGUAGGAGGUAGGCAUAACAAAUAGCCAGUAUUGUAGGAUAUUUAUUGAAUUCUGCACGUCAAAAGUUAAGGAUUAUCUAUACGCGUAGAGUCAAAGUAGAGAAGAUAUAGAAAAAAGUAGACGAAAAAUCCCACUGCUGUACAAAGUAUUAACAAAUCAAACAAAAAGACAGUCUGCGAUAUGGGUGGUUGUGCUUCAAAAGAUAAAAAGGACACAGUGGUCGACGGGGAUGCGGCUGCCGCAGACAAGCCUGGCACCGCCGAAAAUGUAGAGGACGGUGCAACUAACACAACUGCAGACCCUUCGGCCACUACUGCGAAUGGCGACGCGAUCAACAACGAAGGAAAAUUAAACAUCAUGGUUGACGCUGCAGUUCUCGCUAAAUUGGAAGAGGGUUACGCCAAGUUGGCUGCCUCUGACUCCAAGUCAUUGCUGAAGAAGUACUUGACUAAGGAAGUGUUCGACAGCUUGAAAAACAAGAAGACCCCAACUUUUGGCUCAUCUUUGUUGGAUGUUAUUCAAUCUGGCUUGGCCAAUCACGAUUCUGGUGUUGGUAUUUACGCUCCCGAUGCUGAGGCUUACACCGUCUUCUCUGACUUGUUCGACCCAAUCAUUGAAGAUUACCAUGGUGGUUUCAAGAAGACCGAUAAACAUCCACCCAAGGACUUUGGUGAUGUAAGCACUUUUGGAAAUUUGGAUCCCAACAAUGAAUUCGUUAUUUCCACUCGUGUGCGUUGCGGCCGCUCCCUUGAAGGCUACCCAUUCAACCCAUGUCUCACCGAAGCCCAGUACAAAGAAAUGGAAGAAAAGGUUUCAUCUACUUUGUCUGGUUUGGAGGGCGAAUUGAAGGGUAAAUUCUACCCAUUGACCGGCAUGGAGAAAUCAGUUCAACAGCAAUUGAUUGAUGAUCACUUCUUGUUCAAGGAAGGUGAUCGUUUCUUGCAAGCCGCCAAUGCUUGCCGUUACUGGCCAUCUGGACGUGGUAUCUACCACAACGACAACAAGACUUUCCUGGUAUGGUGCAAUGAGGAAGAUCAUUUGCGUAUCAUUUCCAUGCAAAUGGGCGGUGAUUUGGGUGAAGUUUUCCGUCGUCUUACAAACGCCGUGAAUGAAAUUGAGAAGCGUAUUCCAUUCAGCCAUGACGACCGUUUGGGCUUCUUGACAUUCUGCCCCACCAACUUGGGUACCACCAUCCGUGCGUCUGUGCACAUUAAAUUGCCAAAAUUGGCUGCCAACCUUGCUAAACUGGAGGAAGUUGCUGGCAAAUACAACUUGCAAGUGCGUGGUACUCGUGGUGAACACACUGAAGCUGAGGGUGGCAUCUAUGAUAUCUCCAACAAACGCCGCAUGGGUCUAACCGAAUACCAGGCCGUAAAGGAAAUGUACGAUGGCAUCACUGAACUCAUCAAGAUCGAAAAGAGCAUGUAAAUUGCUACAAUUUAAGUGUAGCGAACGUUUAUUUGUAGUCAAGCAAAGCAGGUGUUGUGGAAUUUAGUAUGUAUUAAGUGAAAGAGGGUGCAUCAUUGACAAGUCCCGGCAUUUUCAAUAGAUCCUAUUGGGAAGCUGUCUUUGCUGCGUUCAUAUGAAAUGCCUUCCUGGAGAAGAACAACAACACCAUCUACAACACUGCUACCACCAGUAAAAACUAACAAUGAAAACACUUAUUCUUGAAAAAGAAGACGUCAAAUGUUUGGACUUUUUGUGAAACUGAAAAUAAAACACAAAUAAUUUAUAAUUUUAAGUCUUAAGUUUAUAAAAAA